Molecule: messenger RNA, 1244 nt
Organism: Gossypium raimondii (Peruvian cotton)
Lineage: Eukaryota; Viridiplantae; Streptophyta; Magnoliopsida; Malvales; Malvaceae
Product: 25.3 kDa vesicle transport protein
Exons: 6
Coding region: 220-876 (218 amino acids)
Biological process (GO): vesicle fusion with Golgi apparatus; endoplasmic reticulum to Golgi vesicle-mediated transport; retrograde vesicle-mediated transport, Golgi to endoplasmic reticulum
Cellular component (GO): SNARE complex; endoplasmic reticulum-Golgi intermediate compartment; Golgi membrane
Molecular function (GO): SNAP receptor activity
Source: RefSeq, a predicted model, not a curated record
AAAACCCCUAUUGUUUUGUUUUUUUUUUUUUACCUCUCUUUCUCUCUCCUUUUAUUUUUUCCCUCUUUAAGUCGUGUCGGACCAUCGACCGUUUCCUGUGCUUCAGAUCGUUGAAAUCGAGGAGAAAAUCCAAAGAUCCAUAUUCUGUAAUCAGGGUGUUAAUUUGCUUCUAUAUUAGUUUGAAGGGACUUUGUCUAGCUGAGAAAUAGGGUGGUAAAGAUGGUAAAGAUGACAAUGAUUGCCCGUGUUACUGAUGGUCUUCCUCUGGCGGAGGGACUAGAUGAUGGUCGUGAUCUGGUAGAUGCUGAAAUGUACAAACAGCAAGUUAAGGCUUUAUUUAAGAAUCUCUCCAAAGGCCAUAAUGAGGCUUCAAGGAUGUCUAUUGAAACCGGCCCAUAUGUAUUCCACUAUAUCAUUGAAGGACGUGUUUGUUACUUGACAAUGUGCGAUCGAUCUUAUCCUAAGAAACUUGCCUUUCAAUAUCUGGAAGACCUCAAGAAUGAAUUUGAGCGUGUUAAUGGAGCUCAAAUUGAAACGGCUGCCAGGCCUUACGCCUUUAUAAAAUUUGACACAUUCAUACAGAAGACAAAAAAGUUGUACCAGGACACCCGUACUCAACGGAAUAUUGCAAAGUUGAAUGACGAACUCUAUGAAGUUCACCAAAUAAUGACUCGCAAUGUACAAGAAGUUCUCGGUGUUGGCGAAAAGUUGGACCAGGUCAGCCAAAUGUCCAGUCGUUUGACAUCAGAAUCUCGCAUAUAUGCUGACAAGGCAAGAGAUUUAAAUAGACAGGCUUUGAUUCGAAAGUGGGCUCCUGUUGCCAUUGUGUUGGGAGUUGUGUUCCUCCUCUUCUGGGUGAAAGCAAAGUUAUGGUGAUUCAACUGUGAUCCAUAGUGUUAAGAACUCAUCAGAAUUUCUUGGGUUUCUCUGUUGCUGAGUAACCUCUUGUCCACACCCAAGACCAAAUAUUGGAGUGCAUUCUGGUUUUUAUUCAUCUCACAAUUCGCCUUGUAGGUACAAUUACAAAUUUGCAAUGUGGAAUUGUGUGAAAGGGAGCAUAUGUUCAAAACAAAAACUAUUCUUUCUAUAUGUAAAAGCCAGAAUACAACAUCCAAAUAGGGAACUUUAAAGGUAUUAACCUAUUCUAGUGUUUUACUUUGUCCAAGGUUUUAGAUAAUUAACGUGCUGAGCCACCACCUGUUUGUACUACCUAUAUUUGAGAUGGAAAACCCAGAUUUUUCUUA